Messenger RNA from Aplysia californica (California sea hare), 2004 nucleotides. RefSeq lists its product as uncharacterized. The transcript is spliced from 4 exons. NCBI's taxonomy places the organism in Eukaryota, Metazoa, Mollusca, Gastropoda, Aplysiida, Aplysiidae. The record is from RefSeq and is a predicted model, not a curated record. Gene Ontology annotation, molecular function: oxidoreductase activity. The coding region runs from base 644 to 1591 and encodes 315 amino acids.
UGAACCUUGACCUGCGUACUUGAUAAUAUCAAAUAUUCUCUUUUUAUCAUAAAAUACCAUCCUUUGUAGAAGCCAAAGACCGUUAAAUUUACAAUAAUCCCUAUUCUAAGCUCAAAAUUAUUUCUUUAUUAAUUAAUAGGCCUAAGCAUUCUUUCUCUGUUAAUAAGUUACUCACAGAUCUCAAAAGUAAAAGUAGCCCAGCCAGGCUUCCGGCUUUCACACUUCCACCCAGUUGACCCAGCCCAUUAAAUUGUGUAAACAAACAGCAUUGAUCAAGGCCUAUCUACCACGAUCUUUGAUAAACAAGAACUCGUGAUAUUAUAUCUUUUAAUGGCAUCGCAGGAAUGAAAACAGGCCGUUCCGGUACUUGCAUUAUUAUUAGAGAAAUUCUGACUGCCAAGACCUAGAUCUAGUAGAAACCCUUCCUUCUGUGCUGAAAGAUGUCUUCUCAUGCAGUUGUUGACUUCAUGACACGUGGUACUUUGGACUGAGACUAAAUGGUUGAAAAUGUCUGCUCAAGAGACUUUCCCUCUAAUGCCUGAGUACCUGGCUGGAUUUCCGGUUUUGUAAGGGUCACUCGAUUCCAUCUCACUGUCAGCCAUACAGCCCACUGGAAAAGGAUCUGCGAACCUGACAGAGAAAUAUGGGGUCAACAGUGAAGUUACCUGACCCCGAAAUGAUGUCUAUUGCUUACCUUGAGGAUGGGAAGUAUGUCAAUGGCGACUCUGGAGAACCACAUACUAUCCCAGAUGCUUUCGACAAGGACAAGUUUCACAGAGGGCGACGUUUUUUCAAAGACAAUCUUUAUAGUUGCACCAUGGGUAUGUUCUUUUCUCUCAUCAUAGGAAUGAGCAUUCCUGAAUUCUUAGAAGCUUUGAUUUUUACUGGAGAGUCGGAUACUCCAAAGAAAGCUAUCAGGCGAUAUGUUAUGACUUACAAUCAUGUGUUGAAGUGGCACUAUGGAAAUGUUUGGGAAGAAAAUUCAGCUGCAAAAAAUUCUAUUCUCUUUGUGAGGUCUAUGCAUGAAAAAGUGCGCUCCAAAAUGCAUCUUGGCCUUGGAACAAAACACAAGAAGUUUCUGUCACAAUAUGACAUGGGUGUUGUUUUGAGUGGCUUCAUGGGAUGUAUAAUUAUGUAUCCAAGAUUUGGAGGCAUUGUUUGUUCUAGGUCAGACUUAGACGAUUAUGUUUAUUUUUGGUAUGUGAUAGGGCGGCUUCUUGGGAUUGAAGACAAAUACAACAUUUGUGCGAACGGACUCGAACAAGCCUUCAAGUUUUGCAAAGAGAUUGAGCAGGAAGUUGUAUACAAUUGUUUGCAAGCUCCUCCUUCCAAGUAUAAAGAAAUGACAAGUGCUGUUCUUAACGGUGUAACAAAUGGUAAGUCCCUAACACUGUUGACAUAUCCAGUCAUUUCAGCUAUAUCUAUUGAAUUAAUGGGACAGAAAUAUUCAGAUAGUCUCAGCUUUCCUGAUCUCAUUAGAUAUGCCAUAUGGAAGGUCCUUUUUUUCUCUAUAAGACACUGUUCUUGGUUCAGAUAUUUACUUAAUUUGAUUAUUGAGAGGUCUCAUGGGUUGACUUUUGUUGACCCGUAAAGACAGCAAGUUCCAGAUAAAACACACACGUGUAAAGAAAUAUAGACUGAUAAGUAUUAUUAAUCAUAGGGACUGAGGGGUGAGGAAAGCUUGCUAUUGAGCUAGGAACUGUGUUAUACAAAUGCUAUUUAUUAUUUUAUACAGUCUAACACGCACACACCGAACAGAUAUUUAGGCCCGGAAUUUCUUAUAUAUGUUGGUUUAUUCUUUGUAUUCAAAAAGUGUACAUCGCAAAAUUCCCACAUAAUGAAAAGAUUUAUGCGUCCCACUGAUUUUGCUAGGUGUGUGCUAGGUAUAUAUAUAUAGAGAAAGAUAUAUGUGAGGCAGCAUGGUGAAAUCAGGCUCUUGUCAAAAUAAUGAAAUUUAAAACACUGGCAUUUUACUGUAAGUUUGGGAAUUUUUAUUGAAUUUUG